AUUUUUUCUUUUGGGUAUGAAAACAGAUAAAAACGAGAACUUUUAAAACUACAAUUUGGAAUAGGACACCUUUAUAUGUAUUUCUAAUCCUUUAUAUAUGUAUUCCUAAUGUUAUGUGGAGUACUGCUAAUGGUAAUGCAAAAAAUAGAGUUUACAUGGUAACAUAAAAAUCGUGAAUAUUAACAUUAUCGACAUGAGUGAUUUUGUCGACAUUUUUAGUUUCGUAAAGGUGGCGGUGCAGGACUUCAGGAGUUCGAUCUCUCCAACCUCGCCAAUUAUUCUACUUUAUCGAUCUCGAUCAAAUGUGACUGUCACUCCAGCAUCCCCUUAAAAAUUAAAAACUUUCCUCCUAAUGAAAAAUGAUAAAAGUGUAUUUGAUUUAAUGUUAAUUAGGAUGUUUCGUAAAGAUUAGCCGCCAACAGAAACAUUGCCACAAACUCCUGCAAUUUGUUGAACAUUCUAUAUUAUAGCAAAAUGUACUCCCAACGAAACAUUUGGCUCGCUAGCUAAUUAAAUCUGUGAUUUUUAUAUCUGGAGGUUGUAUAUACAAUAUAUACAAUACAGAGCAGAAUAUAUUAUUCUUAAUAAAUUGCCACAUUUUUAACGUGCCUAGUCUCGUUUUAUAUCAUUUUAUAUUUAUGUCUCGAGUCUCAUCAUAUUUAUUAUUUGAAUCUAAAAGGAUUUUCCAGAAUGUCAUCAGCAAGUAAUUUGAAAAAUUUUCGAUAAUUUUCGGUACACUGCGAAAUGUAAAGUAUAACAGGAAAAGAUAUGCACUUUUUUUAUAAUACAAAUAAUUGUGCAAUUUAUACUUUUCUAAGAAAUUUCCUCUUAAAUUAAAUUUUCCUCUUUUGAUUAGUUUCACUAGCUAAUUGAAUGAUUAUAUUUUGCAAUAGCUAUCAAUGCAUUUCUCAGUAUCAUUACUCUUUAAAGUUGAUGCAAUACAAAUUUUCCAACUUAUCUUCUAUUCAUCAAUAAGUGUUGUCCUUCUUCGUCUGAUUGCAAUAGCAUUGAGGUCUUGUCAAUUGUGUUCAGAUAAAUUAUUUAUAAUUUAUAUAUUUAAAAUUUAAACGAAAAAAAAUCAUGUUAAGAUUAUGAGAAUAUACAUAAACAUUAACGGCACAUUGAAAAAAUGUGCCAUAUUUUUAUAUAUCAAUCAGCUAUAUAACGGUAUUAUGAUCUAAAAGUAGUGAUAAAUAAAAUAUUAUCGGAAAUUCAGUUCUAAUUUUUACAAAGAAUUAUUAAUAUAUUAAUAAUAAUUCAUUAUAUUACAGUAUUGUAUCGUAAAGUAUUAUAAUAUACACGAUAUUAAUAUUUAACUUGCUCUGAAUAUAAGGAAAAUAAUGCAAAUGAAUUGCAAUCAUAAGACAGAUAUGUACUUAAAAAUACAUGUAUUAUUAGUGCAUAUGCAAAUUUCACAUUGUCAUGUGUCAAUUAAUGACGUCGCUACUUCGCAUAAAUAAAAGAGUGACAUUAAUCGCAUUACUACAAAUAAGAGAAGAGAGACAUUGAUGACAGCUAGCAAUCCACGCGAUUGUAUAUGAUAACGUCAACGUAUUAACAUAAUUUUUUACACCUGAUUUUUCUUGCUUUAUUAGAACAUGCAUUCGUGAGAAAUUCUUUUAGUUAAUCAAUUUUACUUUUUGUAAAAUAAUUUAUGAUUUGUCAGGCAUUUUCAAAAAAGUGCAUUCUAUUAUAUGUAAACAGAUAUUUUAACGAAAGCAAUUUCUACGAGUUCACAUUUCGAUUUCAAUAGACACUGAAAUGUGAUCUCGCGAUGUGAUGAAAAUCAAUAAAUUGGUCCACACUCGAAAAUUAAUCAUCAAACAAAUGCCAGUUUCAUAUAUCACAGGCUCUAACAAAUGUAAAAACGAGUAAUAAAGCACUGAAUAUUAGAGAUGAUCAUAAGACAAUGUAUGAAAAGAAAAAACAAGUGGUAGCGAGAGACAAUAUAAGAUAAUGAAUAAUGAAGAUGUAAAAUAGUCAAUGAAAAUUGUCUGCGAUCGAUUCUUUUAUUAGCGUUGUUAGAAAUAAUACGAAAAUAUUUUCUGAAAUAGAUUUCAGACGCAGUGUCAAAGAACUAUACAAUACGUAACAUGUGGCAAUAUAUUAUUAUCAUUUUGCAUUGUUAAUAUUGUCAUCUAUUAAUUAUAUAUCUGUAUAAUUUAUUAAUUUUGUAUCUCUUUUUAUUACGUAAUUACGAAUACACGCGAACGCUAAACUGUUCUUUGGAAAACUCAGAAUAAGUAUUUUGAAUUAAAAGUUACUUAUAGAUUUUCGUUUACUUAUAAAAUUUUAUUCCAUUCGUAUCUUUAUUUUAAAUAUUAAUGCCAUAAAGGAUAAUCAAUCAAGGCAAUUAGAAAAUUUAUAGCGAUUGUGCAUUAUCGAUGCUAUUGGGGAUAGAUAGUAACAUUUUAAUUGUUAGAAAGUUGGCAAAAAUUAGAAAUACUGUUGAAAUUCAUAAAUGUGUAAUAUUAUGUAUUAAUAAUUGUAUUGAGAAUUAUUCAACAUUAUUUUAAUUAUCAAAUCUCUUUCUCCGCUCACAAAUUACUAUAAAUGACUACAAAUUAGGCUAAAAUGUAAUAUGAUUAUGAUGAUACGCCGAUUUCAAUACAAAUCUUUCGAGAAGCAUUUUUCUCCAUAAAAGUAUUAAUUCUUAUCUUAUGAGAUACAUUGGUUCUACGUAACAUUAAAAAUUAAACCUUCCUUAAUAUCUCAAUCUGGACGAAAAUCACAUCUAAAAAUUUCAACGAAAUCCUUUACGCGAACACUACUUAUAAUUUAAAGAGACUGAUAAAAUUAAUUCUAGCGAUUCCAGCAUGGUCCCGCUGUUUCUGUCUUCUUCAUCACAUUGGCGGUCCGCGGUGGCGUGUACCACGAGUGUAAUUACGAUAAAAUGAUGAGGCAAGAGAAGGGAGGAAGAGAGGUCACGCGCGCGUAUGUUGUAUGUACCUAGUCGCCUACAACCUCUGUUAGGAGGAAGGCAGGUGUUGAAGGAGGGAGCUUAAAAUCGAAAGUGCAGCUAACUCAUGGCUUUCGUGCCGCGCGACGUUUAGUCUGCCGCGGUGUCCCGAUCUAAUGUAAACCGGCAAUCUUUCUCUCAGCCUCCUUAACGCUUUCUACUUCGUGAUUUCUCCUCGGUUCUUCCGCACCUCUUCGCGACAGAAGAGAAUACCGAAUCUCUCGGCAACGAAAAUCGCGUAAAUCGGUAUUCCCCUUUCUACCUUUUUCUUUGUGAAUCACCUCGUAAUUCCAAAAUUGGCCAAGAUAUUGUAAGACAAACUUACUAUUGAUAUUAGAAAAGAAAAAAGAAAUUAAAAAAUUACAUAUGUUUAUAUGGUUUGCCAUCACUCCGCUACGAAAGCGUUCUGUAUGAAGAUUUAGAUCGAUACACGAGCCAGUGUGUGGAAAAAGUAGAAAGUGCAAUGUUCGAUUGGAAAAAUUUUUGCAUUAGUUUGUAAAAGAUAUAAGGACAGUUCAAUACUUGAUAAACUGAAAACUUGUUGACAAUUCGUUAAACAAAUUGAUUAUUUCAUUCAUAACAACAUUAGAAAAAUAAAUUUUAUAAGAGUUUAUUUGUAAUUUCCUUAACAAUACUAUCUCUUUUUAUAAUGGUAUUAUAUGGAUGUUUAAACAAAGGUUAUUUAAUUUAAAAAUUUAGCACUCACUAAAAAUUGGAUACCAAAUAUUUAAUGAACAUGAUUUGAAAAAUCAACCUUGUCAGAGAUAGAGCGAUUUUCUGUUUUGAUUUCCAUCCAUUGUAUACGCUUUAUAAACAAACAUUUGUUUUAUUUCAAACAAACUUUCGUCAAAACAAAAAUAUUAGUCAUAUGAAAAAUGGGUAUGUAAAACAUUUUUUAUAGACAUUAAAGAAGAGACGAUGGUAAGAUGGCAUUCAAUUUAUAAACCGUAAUUAGAUAAAUAGAAGCAGGAAAAGUUAUAUUAAAAACAGAAAAUUGCCUCUGUUCGAUUUCUAACAAAAUUAAUUUUUUUUAAUUGUGUCUACUAAUUUCUUUAUUCAUUUUGAGUAUCAUAAGUAUUAUAAAUAUAACAAAAUAGACUAAUCUUUUUUUCGAACAUCCUGUAUAUCGUAAUGCCAAAAAAGUUGUAAUUUUCGAACAGUUUUACAGUCCCACAAAGAUAAUCUGCAAGGAUUUCUAACAAAUUACAAAGUUCUUUCCGAAGAAAAGAGCUAAAGCGACAAGGUGAAACAAAUAAAUAAAUCGAAAAAUGUCGAACUAUUAACGUAGGCAGAAAAGAAUAAUGGCGAACAUCGCAUGCAUGCGCGGGCAUUCAAUUUACGUUUAACCGCGUGACGAUACGGAGAACUCAUGCACAGUUAUUACUUCCUCGUCUGAUAAAUAACAAGAAUUACCGUUAGCCAUACAACGAUCCAAUCGAAAGAAGAGAUCGCUUAAAAAGGAUCCGUUCCCGUUUUGUUGAAGACGAAGCUGAUCGACAUUCCGAAGUAGAAAGAACAAGAGGACGACAGAAUCAUUGGUCGCAGGGCAUCCGAUCAGAGGAAGAAGGUCAUCCUCGUUGUAUCAGCAACUUCGUCUUUCGAUAUGCAAGAGUGUCGGCAUGAAAACGGGAAAAUUGAACCACGAACCAGUCCAACCGAAAUGGCAGCCGAAUGUGUGGAAAACGGAAAGAGAAGCGACGACAAAAAAUCAGAAACACAAGAUGAGGAAGCGUAUAUUUCCAAACUUCGACAAGCAAUUCCGCAAUGUUGUGCAGUCGGCGCUAAAAAUUUACUCUUAAUUACUUUUGGUUCAACCUUGGGAUUUUCAACUAUUCUUAUCCCAGCAUUGCAGAAGGAAGAUUCGGACAUCAAAGUCACGAUGGAGGAAUUAACAUGGAUCGGCAGCCUGAAUUUAUUUCUCGUACCGUUCGGUUGUUUGGCCAGCGGACCGCUGUCGCAGUAUCUGGGCAGAAGGAAGACGAUGAUGCUAGCGAAUAUACCGUUCGUGAUAGCCUGGUUGAUGUUUCAUUAUGCUAGUAAGCCCGCGAUGUUGCUCGUGGCACUUGCGAUGACGGGCCUGACGGGCGGCCUCCUCGAGGGCCCGGUUAUAACUUAUGUCGCCGAGGUAACGCAGCCCUACCUGCGGGGGAUGCUUUCCGCGACUUCGUCGAUGGCGGUGAUCCUGGGUAUCUUCACACAAAUGUUGAGCGGCAGUUUAGUCGGCUGGAGAACGGUGGCGCUCAUUAAUGUGAUUUACCCACUUCUCUGCUUUUUUGCUCUGUGCUUCGUACCAGAGAGCCCGCACUGGCUCGCCGCUAAGGGUCGUCUCAAGGAAUCUGAACGCGCUCUCUGCUGGUUGCGGGGCUGGGUAGGCCCGUCGAUGGUGCGAAAUGAAUUUGAAGCACUCCGCGAUUCGAUUCAAAAGUCGAUUCAAACCGACACGGACAAGGAAGAGAUCUGGCGAGCGUACACAAAACGGACCUUCUAUCUACCUUUCUUCUUAGUCAGCGCGGGCUUCUUCAUCAGUAACUUCGGUGGUAGUAGCACCCUGCAGACUUUUGCCGUCGUGAUAUUCGAGAAACUGAACACGCCGAUCGACGAGUACACGGCCACGGUGUUCCUGGGCGUCGCCCAGGUAAUCGGCACCAUACUCUGCGUGCUGAUAAUCCACCUCAUGGGAAAGCGCAGGCUGACCUUUUUGUCGGUCGGCGGUAGCGGUAUAUGCUUGCUCAUUAUCGCGAUCUACGGUUACCUCAACAACGCGGGUUACUUUGACGGAAUCAGGUACAGUUGGAUACCUACUACCCUCCUGAUAGGCAGUGCUUUUGCAACGAAUCUCGGCAUCAGAACGCUGCCAUGGAUUCUCGCGGGCGAAGUGUUUCCCGUGAAGGUACGCAGCACCGCAACCGGCGCGGCCGGCAUGGUUGCCUACGUCAUGGCGUCGAUUGCGAACAAAACUUUCCUCUACAUGAUAAACGGCAUGUCACUGCCAGGCACAUUUUUCUUCUACUCUCUGAUUAACCUAGGCGGUUUGUGUCUAUUGUAUGCGAUAUUACCCGAGACGGAAGGUAGGACCUUGCGAGAAAUCGAAGAACACUAUGCCGGUAUACAGAACCUGAAGAAUCGGCCGAAAAAGGAACAGCAGGCCACCAAGGAGAAGUGGGCAGUCACGAAUCCGGCGAUCGUGUACGACGAGAGUACCGAAAGUAAAUUGUAGAUUGUCAGAAAUCGACUGGCAACUUCACGAAUUAGAUCAUCAACGUAAUUACAUUUCAAACUGCCGACAAAAUUGUCGGAAAUCGACUGACAACUUCAUGAAUUAAAUCAUCAACAUUAUUAAAUUUUAAACUGCUGACAAAAAUCGAGUAUUCUAUUAUAUUAUAUGUUAUAUGUCAAAUUAGACGAAGAAAAUUUACGUAGUUUCUCUUCUAUAGUUACGUACGCUUGCAAAGGGCUAUUAUGUAUUUCUUUUAAACGCAAAGUUAUGUAAUUAAGAUAAUAUAAAUUUGAUCAAUUUAUGUAAGCAUGUUAAAUAAGUAUAACUGCGCGGUUUACGCCGCUACUUAAUAACAUUAUUAUUUAUAUGUAUAAUUGUAUGUUGGAUGAGAAAUAAGAAAAAAUCGAUUUUGUAAUAUAGAAUACAAUUUGCAUGAAAGAGAGAGAGAAUUAUAAAGCUUAUUUGAUUGAUGUCUAUUUAAUGCAAAGUGUACAAGAUCGCAAGCGAUAAAUUAAACGGGUUUUCCCCAAGAAAAUUUCUGGCAAAAGAUAGAAAAACUAGUGCUAUUGAAAAAUUUUAGUACGUAGUAUUUUUAUUUAUUAUUUUAUAUUUUUAAAGAGGAGCCGGUUGCCAUAGAGUGCUUAAUAUAAUCGUUGAUAUUACUACUAAUCUUUAGAAAUGGAGAUAUUGAUUUAUCGUUUCUAAACUGGUCGUGGUUCUUUUUGUCAAAAAAUUUUUAUAGCUAAAUAAUAAUUAAAAAAUUGAUGAAAAAAUAAGUUUCUAAAGAUUAGUAAAAUACAUGACAGACUUAUUUUGUUAACUUGAGAUUCAUUUUCUUCGUUAUUGCUCUUCUUAUAUUUUACAUUUCUUAUAUUUUACAAAAUUCUUAUAUUUUACAAAGACUUUCUCAUUCUCUUAUUGCAAUUGAACUUAUGUAGAUUUAAUGAAAAUGAAAUCGAAAAUGUGUAACAGAAACUGAAUAGAAUUAAACCUACUAUAUUAACGAACGUUAUUGCUUCUCUGUGAUGAUUCGAUAAUCUUUAACACUAAAUGUAAAAUAUAUUUUAACAAAACGUAAAAUGACGUGUCAUAUUUUUAUAAGUAAACUUAAAUAGUUACUAAAUAAUUUAUAUACGUUCUUAAUAAAAAAUAUCAACAAAUAGAAAUACAUACUAAAUUUUUAAAAAUUCAAUUUCUUUGUGUAAUAAAUCAGGCAGCAAUGCGGGACGAGCGCAGUAAAUAGAGCGCCGCAAAAUUUUUGUAUAAUCUAUAAAAUGUAAUAAAGAGUCUUUAAAACUUA
This is a messenger RNA of Monomorium pharaonis (pharaoh ant), 7476 nucleotides long. RefSeq names its product facilitated trehalose transporter Tret1-like. NCBI's taxonomy places the organism in Eukaryota, Metazoa, Arthropoda, Insecta, Hymenoptera, Formicidae. Gene Ontology annotation, cellular component: membrane. The transcript is spliced from 7 exons. Gene Ontology annotation, biological process: transmembrane transport. The coding region runs from base 4563 to 6176 and encodes 537 amino acids. Gene Ontology annotation, molecular function: transmembrane transporter activity. The record is from RefSeq and is a predicted model, not a curated record.